CUCCUCCAACCCCCACACACUUCCUACUCUCGCCCAGCGCAAUCCAUCAGGCAAACCGCCCUACCCAGUGUCCGUCACUGGCAACAGCACAAGCAUCCGCAAACCUCUUCCAUAAGUCGCACGCCCGCGACUCCGCCGAACCGCCACACUUGCCUGUAGGCAUCGCAGAAGCAACCCCUUCUCACCACAGAGUCGACAACGUCAACUGCGGUAUAUGUAUUCGCGCCAAAUCCACGCCUUCCGAGUCGAAACUCCCCCCAAACUGCAAAAUUUUCGCUGUAUGCGGAUACCGCGCAGUCUCCAUCACUCCACCAACGGUUAACAUUGUGCCUACCUGACCACGCGUCAUACAACCAAACAACUACACACCAGAGACAGCUGUUGCAUGUCUUUUACAGCCUUCAUACGCAUACCAAACCUGACUCCACCCCACCCGUCCUACCUUCAGUAACCACUCAAACCCAGCCAACCUCGCCAUCGCAACCAUGGCUACCGUCAACAUUCGCCGCGAUGUCACCGACCCCUUCUACCGCUACAAGAUGGAGCGUCUCCAGUCCAAGAUUGAGGGCAAGGGUAACGGCAUCAAGACCGUCAUCGUCAACUUGACCAGCGUUGCCAACUCUCUGGCUCGUCCUCCAGCUCAUGUCAUCAAGUACUUUGGUUUCGAGCUUGGUGCUCAGACCAACACCAGCCCCAACGACGACCGCUGGAUCAUCAACGGUGCCCACGACGCUGCGAAGCUUCAGGACUACCUCGAUGGCUUUAUCUCGAAGUUCGUUCUCUGCAAAAAGUGCAAGAAUCCCGAGACCGAGGUCAACAUCAAGGAUGGCAACAUUACCCUCGACUGCAAAGCUUGUGGCAAGAUCUCCGAGGUCGACCCUCGCCUCAAGCUCUCUGCCUUCAUCGUGAAGAAUGAGCCCAAGAAGGGCAAGAAGGACAAGUCUACCAAGAAGGCUGAGCGUCGUGCUCGCAAGGAGGCCGAAGCCAGGGGCGAGGAGUUUUCGCAGAACGGUGGCAGUCCUGGAGAUAGUGCUGAGGACGAUGACAACGGCGAACUGGACAUUGAGGCUGGCAGCGACGACGAGCUCACCAAGCAGAUUCAGGAGGGCGCUGAGGACAUCGAGGAGGCCAAGGAGGUUGAGUGGCACAUCGACACCUCUGAGGCUGCCAUCAAGGCUCGUGCUCAGGACCUGCCUGAGGAUCUCAAGCGCGCUCUUGUUAUCGAGGGUGAAGAUGAAGCUGAGGGUUCCGAGUACGACGUCUUCGGCAAGUGGAUCAUCGACACUGCUAAGGAGAAGGGUGGUGUCGACAAGCUUGACAGCGUCGAGAUAUACCUCAAGGCCAAGGAGCUGGGCAUCGAGACCAAGCACCGCACCUUGACUGUCAUUCCCCAGACCCUCUUCACCGAGAAGAUUGUUAAGCAGAUCGAGGCUCGAGCUCCUAUGCUCCAGAAGCUGAUUACCUCUGAGAAGCAUGAGAAGGCUUUCCUCGGUGGAAUCGAGCGUUUUGUUGGUAACGACAAGCCUGAGCUCAUUCCCCAAGUGUCCGCCAUCUGCAUCCAGGUCUAUAACAACGACCUUGUCAGCGAGGAGGUUUUCAAGCCCUGGUGCCAGAAAGCCUCCAAGAAGUACGUUGACAUCAAGAUCAGCAAGCAGGUCCGCAAGUCUGCUGAGAAAUUCUACGAAUGGCUCAGUCAGGAAGAUAGCGAUGAGGAGGACUCGGAGUAGGGCGCUGAACCUGCAGCUUAAAGGUGUCCUGGUUGGCUUGACGGUUCGACGCUGAUCUUUUCCGUGUAAUUUGAACGUUUCACGUUCCGAUGACAGCAUUGUAUCUCUUUCCCUAUCAUUGUUUGAACGGCGCGUGGGCAACUUCACUCCUGUAGCUUUGCAAUAUUAAGAUGAUUGGUUAGCUGUAGGCGUUACAGUCCCUACCAUAGUCUACCAGUAAAAAAAGUGUUGCGAAAGCAUUUCGCGGCUCCAC
Molecule: messenger RNA, 1980 nt
Organism: Didymella exigua CBS 183.55
Lineage: Eukaryota; Fungi; Ascomycota; Dothideomycetes; Pleosporales; Didymellaceae
Exons: 1
Coding region: 486-1727 (413 amino acids)
Biological process (GO): translational initiation; formation of translation preinitiation complex; formation of cytoplasmic translation initiation complex
Cellular component (GO): cytosol
Molecular function (GO): GDP-dissociation inhibitor activity; translation initiation factor activity; eukaryotic initiation factor eIF2 binding
Source: RefSeq, a predicted model, not a curated record